Ectocarpus sp. CCAP 1310/34 is the source of this 377-nucleotide messenger RNA. Lineage: Eukaryota; Phaeophyceae; Ectocarpales; Ectocarpaceae. The record is from the annotation of a GenBank genome assembly.
AUGAUGAAGAUGACCCAAGAACAAGUAGGACAGAGCGCGCACUUUCUAGACAUGGAAAUAGUCCAAGACGUGACAGGAAACACCUGUAUAUUUUCCGAAAUCCUUUAGUUCAGAUGUCAGAGUACAGUUUUGGUAUGGUGUUGAGCACAACAUUUGGUACCGUGUUCGCCAUGGGGGUGAUUCGUAAAGUUUAACUGUAAGAAUAAGCGUGGAGGUAGGAGCAAAAUGAUAGGACGUAUUUUGUCGAUGGACGUACAGAUAACCAACGAUGUUGGUAUCAACGCAGGUAGCCACUGUGGUAUCAAUCAGGAUGUGAGGAUUGAUUUGAACAUACUAUUAGAGACAUGAGGAUGGUUGAAUGGAGCUCAAUGGUUUUG